Molecule: messenger RNA, 2795 nt
Organism: Cajanus cajan (pigeon pea)
Lineage: Eukaryota; Viridiplantae; Streptophyta; Magnoliopsida; Fabales; Fabaceae
Product: putative L-type lectin-domain containing receptor kinase S.7
Biological process (GO): protein phosphorylation
Molecular function (GO): protein kinase activity; ATP binding; carbohydrate binding
Source: RefSeq, a predicted model, not a curated record
UGAUUAAUUUAGAGAUAUAAUUACAAAAUUUUAGAAGAUUAAAGACUUGAUUAUAUUUUUAAGUUUAACAAAUGAAUGAAGAAUGAGGAAUCUAACACUUUCUUUUUUUAAUUAUUGACUGAAACUUAUUUCCACAUUAUUUAAUGAAGCUCUCUCAAUUUAGUUAUAGGAAUCAGUAAAAUUUAUAAUUUUUAAUAAAAAUAAUAAUAAAGACCGAGGCAUUACUCGAAGCUCAAAAUCUAUAUGACAAAAUAAAGAAAAAAAAGAGUAAGGCGGGUGAAAAGUAAAGACGAUAGAGAAAAAUAAUGAGUAUGGUUGAAGUGUUUGGAAAAAUGGGUUGUUAAAAAAUCAUUAGCGAAUAAGAAUAGAGAGUUUUGCAUAGGUUCUUGGAGCGUGCAUGGUUAUGCAUGGGCAUGGGCAUGGGUAUCUUCAUCUUCAUCUUGACGUUGUUCUUGGGCGGUGUGUGUGUGGUGGCAGAAUCAGAAGCCAAGGCGAGCUUCGACUUCCCCUCUUUCAGUCUGAACAACAACAUCACCCUCCUCGGCGAUUCCUCCCUCAUGAACAACGGCGUCCUCUGCCUCACCGGCGCCGCCCCCACUUACAGCACCGGCGCCGUCGUCUACAACCACCCCAUCUCCCUCUUCGACCCCCAAACAUCGACCUUGGCCUCCUUCUCCGCCACCUUCUCCUUCUCCAUCAGCACGCUCAACCCCGCCUCCUCCGGCGACGGCCUCGCCUUCUUCCUCUCCCCCCACAACCUCUCCCUCCUCCUCUCCGGCCCCCUCGGCCUCCCCGCCGCCUUCGUCGCCGUCGUGUUCGACACGCGCCUCGACUACCCCUUCCACGUCGCCUUCGAUAUCAACACCAUCAAGCCCCUCAAAACCGGAGACCCCAUCUUGCACGGCAUCGACCUCAAGAGCGGCAACACCAUCGCCUCAUGGAUCGACUACAACACCGAGAAAACCUCUCUCAACGUUUUCUUGAGCUAUUCUAUGUCCAAACCCCUCCACCCCGUUCUCUCCGUUCACGUCGAUCUCUCUCAACACCUGAAGGACCCCGUUUACGUUGGCUUCUCCGCUUCCACUCAGGGAAUCACCGAGCUUCACCAAAUCCACAGCUGGAGCUUCCUUCGCAGUGCCUUUCUUCCUCCAAGAACCAGGUUGCACCCUCAUAACGUUUCCGUCGUCGGAAUGCGCGCUGUUCCCGCUUCGAGUUCCCCCAAGAAGCGUCGUCAUCAUCACAAGAGGGUUGCGUUUCUCACCGGUUCAGUUUCUGUCUUCGCGGCUUUUAUGUUAUUGGGGUAUGUUUUUGUUCGGAGGUGGCGAGGUAGGAGGAGAAAAGAGAAGGGUUUCGUAGGUGAAAAUUUCGUGGCGUGUCCUCGGGCGUUUGAUUACAAAGAGUUGAAGUCUGCCACGAGGGAGUUUCACCCUAGUAGGAUCGUUGGACAUGGAUCGUUUGGAACAGUGUACAAGGCUUUCUUUAUGUCUUCUGGAACCAUUGCUGCUGUGAAAAGGUCGCGUCACUCUCACGAAGGGAAGAUCGAGUUUCAGUCUGAACUCUCCAUCAUAGCAGGUUUGCGGCACAAGAAUUUGGUUCAGCUGCAAGGUUGGUGCGUUGAGAAGGGUGAGUUGUUGCUGGUGUAUGACUUCAUGCCAAACGGAAGCUUGGACAAGAUGCUUUACAAGGAGCCUGAAAGAGGGAAGCUCUUAAGUUGGUCUCACAGGAAAAACAUUGCUCUAGGUUUGGCUUCUGUGCUGGUUUACCUUCACCAAGAGUGCGAGCAGAGAGUGAUCCACAGGGACAUUAAAGCUGGAAACAUAUUGCUGGAUGGAAACUUGAACCCUAGGUUGGGUGAUUUUGGAUUGGCAAAGCUGAUGGACCAUGAUAAGAGCCCUGUGUCGACACUGACAGCUGGCACAAUGGGGUACCUUGCACCUGAGUAUCUUCAGUAUGGGAAGGCCACUGACAAGAGUGACGUGUUCAGCUAUGGGGUGGUGGUGCUAGAGGUGGCAUGUGGGAGGAGGCCAAUUGAGAGAGAGGGGUCAAACUCAAAGAUGGUGAACCUGAUUGACUUUGUUUGGGGGCUGCACUCUGAAGGGAGGGUGGUUGAGGCUGCUGAUAAGAGGCUGAAUGGGGAGUUUGAGGAGGAGGAUAUGAGGAACCUCUUGCUAUUGGGCUUGAGCUGUGCUAACCCUCACAGUUCUGAGAGGCCUUCCAUGAGAAGAGUCUUGCAGAUUCUCAACACUGAGGCUGCACCACUUGUUGUGCCUAAGGUCAAGCCAACACUCACCUUCUCUUCUCACCUUCCUCUCACUAUUGAGGACAUUGUUUCUGAUGCUCAAGACUUGGGUACUAGCCACUCUAUGUGCGAGAUCAAAAUUCACUCAAUGUAAUCUACUACCUACUUAUUCUUUUCAUUCUUUAAUUCUAUAGUACAUCACUCAUGCUUCUGCUUCAUUCACUAGUACCAUUGGUGUGAAUGUAUAAGCUUUCGUUUCAUGAGAGCCGUGUUAGUAAUAUGGGCUUUGGGCCCUGGCCUCAUUCUCUUGUCAAACAAAAAACAUUAAGUCACGAAUCGGUCGUCUCCAAUUGGGUUUCUUGCUGAUAUAGGGUUAGUAUGAGUAUGACAAAAAUACAUCAAUAUAUAUAGUAGAGUAAUAUAUUAAAAAUAAGUUUUAAUUAAAUUAAUAAGAGAAUUUUUACAAAUUAACUUAUAAGCAAGAUAAUUUUAACUAGUAUAUUAUUACAAAAUAUAUAUUAAUUUUGUUGAUGAUACUAAUUUUUGUUAAAAUAUU